AUCAGAGCCCAAGUCGGCUAUCGAGUGCUUCGAACCACCCAAUUCCCUACCGGUGGACCUUUUUUGAGCAGUGAACCCCUCCUCGCAAGACUGGGCCUUUUCCAACGGCUGUCGUCUACCACAAUUGGGUGACUAGAGGGGUUGUGCCGUAACCCAAAAGAAAUCAAAAGUUCUUGUUCUGAGUUUUUGCAUACAUCGGCGCAAAAACAAACAACCUAAAAGGGAGAGAGAGAGUGUGUGUGAACUCCAACGACUUACUUGGGUCGCAUGGAAAUCCGCACCUGUACAAUUGCCCCCUCACAUCCCAACUGACUCACUUUUACAUCUAUCAAAUAAUCUAUUUUUAGUCGCUGAAGUCUUGUCAUCACCAUGCCACCGAAGACAGGAAGGGGCCGCAAGGUAACCGCCGCGCCGCGAGAAAAGGCGGACGGUGCCGGAAACGAAAGCCCAGCUGCAGGACCAUCCCGUGCAGCCGCAACAGCCUCGCCUUCGACCCGAGGGCGCAAGUCCACUGGAGGCGCCAGAGGGGGUAAGCGACCGGCCGAUGCAUCGAGAAAAUCAGAUGUCCAACCUGGCGAUCCUACCCCGAAAGGCCGUCACCGCCGUUACAGGCCGGGUACUGUUGCCCUCAAGGAAAUCCGCAAAUAUCAACGCUCUUAUGACCUCCUUCUCCGCAAACUCCCAUUCGCAAGACUUGUGCGCGAAGUCGCAUUGGAUCUACUCCCCGCAGAUGUGGGAUCUGAAUUGCGCUGGCAAUCGCAAGCUAUCAUGGCGCUGCAAGAGGCCGCGGAGGCCUUCCUUGUGCAUCUAUUCGAGGACACCAACCUGUGUGCUAUACACGCGAAGCGAGUAACCAUUAUGCAGAAGGACAUCCAACUUGCUCGGAGAAUCCGUGGCGCAUGGGGUGGAUUGGGCUGAACGCGCGUUUGUCCUUGAGACGCAGUUAAGAGAAACAAGCAUACGGUGGAGAGAGCACCUGGAGAGUUUUUGAAUCUUCUCGAUCAUUAUAUUUCCGUUGUUGUCUGGUUUUCUACAAUCUUGGCAUCCUCUAUUAUAUCUGACGGCAAUUUCCUCCCGAAUCUUUGCCGGUUGGUGUAUAGGUUGCAGGCGUAUGGUCGGUUAUGGAGUUAUGUCCAGAGCAGGUCUUCUGAAUUGUUUGUGUUAGGACUACCAUUGUGAUUUAUUGUCCAUAUCAAGGCCGUAGGGUCUGUCAGUGUGGUGUGAUCCGUGUAUAAUAGAACAUGGGUGUCUGCGAAGAGGAUUUCUUCUCGUCUUGGGAGAAGGGGUUUAGGAGAAGCUGUAUACUUCCCGAAAAUUCAUCAUCGCAUACCUGAAUGAAGGAAUCUUAAUUCUAUUGAUACGAACCUUAGCAGAACAUGUGUAUACUAGGUAGCAUACGUAGCGCUCAGCCGGGUACUAAGCAGCAGAACAGGCCAGGGCAUCAAGAU
This is a messenger RNA of Aspergillus pseudonomiae, 1448 nucleotides long. Its product is annotated as histone H3 family protein. The transcript has 2 exons. The record is from RefSeq and is a predicted model, not a curated record. Gene Ontology annotation, molecular function: protein heterodimerization activity; structural constituent of chromatin; DNA binding. The coding region runs from base 370 to 918 and encodes 182 amino acids. NCBI's taxonomy places the organism in Eukaryota, Fungi, Ascomycota, Eurotiomycetes, Eurotiales, Aspergillaceae. Gene Ontology annotation, cellular component: nucleosome.